Molecule: messenger RNA, 1398 nt
Organism: Actinia tenebrosa (Australian red waratah sea anemone)
Lineage: Eukaryota; Metazoa; Cnidaria; Anthozoa; Actiniaria; Actiniidae
Product: octopamine receptor beta-2R-like
Biological process (GO): positive regulation of MAPK cascade; adenylate cyclase-activating adrenergic receptor signaling pathway
Cellular component (GO): plasma membrane
Molecular function (GO): G protein-coupled receptor activity
Source: RefSeq, a predicted model, not a curated record
CUCUGAACAAUCGAAAUCAGUAAAGCAAGGAACGGGCAUUGGUUAAUCGCAGAGUUCUUUUUCGUCCAGCUAAUUUUCUUGAGGUACAGAUUAAAGAUCUUCACUUAAUGAUGUCCGUCCGUAACGUUACCAGUGGUGGUGAAGCGACUUCGGACGACGUCGUGCUUGCCUCGAUUUUACUUUCUGUCUUAAUCGUUGGAACCAUAUUUGGUAACACCCUUGUAUGCUUAGCUUUCUACCUUUUCCGUGAUCUUCGGUCUGUUACGAAUUAUUUCGUCGUAUCUCUCGCCGUUGCAGAUUUGUUGGUCGGAUUUGUGUCUAUGCCACUUUGGUUUACUACUUUGACAUUUCAAUGGCCUUCUCCAAAAUCAACAUCAGGACUUUACAUUCUGUGGCUGUGUUUAGACAUUGCUACUUCAACGGCAUCUAUUGUGAACCUUACUGCAAUUAGUAUCGAUCGGUUUUACGCGAUUACUUCGCCAUUCAAGUACCCUGUAAAUGUAACUAAGAAACGUGUAUUGGUUUGUAUUUUCUUGGUAUGGUUGUAUGCUUUAGCAGUGUCGGUAAUUAGAGCAACUCCUUUGUUUGGUAAGUGGUACACCUUUUUCAUCGCAAGUGCCAGUUUUUUCAUUCCUCUUCCUGUCAUGAUUUUCUGUUAUGUUUGUAUAUUCCGCGUUGCCAGAAUUCAAGCCGUUAAAAUAAGAAAGCUUGACACUAUAAAUGCUCAAAUUAUCGAACUGAACAAAAAAUUAGACAAAGAAACAAACGGUGAUCUAGAAACUUUAUGUACAACGACAAAGAAAGGAAGACCUAUUCUUAAAACCCAGAUUUCGUUCUACAGGCAGCGUAGAGCACUUAGCUCAGAAAUCAAGGCAGCAAAGACGUUGGCUAUCGUAAUGGGAGCUUUUAUUUUUUGCUGGGGACCUUACAUCAUAACGCUGCUGGUGGACAGAUCUUGCCCACUUUGUAUUCCAAGGUCAAGACUUGGCACUUUGGCUCGGAUAGUAAAGUGGCUCCAUUACUCGAAUUCGUCUCUUAAUCCAAUUAUCUAUACUCUUUUAAAUCGUACUUUCCGCAAUGCUUUUAGGCGAGUUUUGUGCCGAUCUUGUAGACGGAAUGAUGGUUCGCCCUCCCGGACCCACCAAAUUACUAUUCGAAGCUUACAACACUGUGGUCUUAAAUCCUGUCACAGGCCAGGAGCCGUCAGUGAGAUAGGCGAGGCACUCGAAUGUAAUGAAUGGCUCACAGUUGUAUAAACCAAUCUGUAGCGAACGCAUAUAGCUGAUACUAUAGCGACCCAUUAUACUCUGAUAAGGCAAAGUACUUUUGAUGAUGUACUUCAAAUAAAUUCCGCAAAGCCCCCGCAGAAACCCUUUAUUAAAAAACACCUAAAUAGCU